AUGAAGGGCUACCUUUCCCUGACUCAUGGUCAACGCUCGGUAAUGGAUAAUGCUGGUUGUAUGCAAGGAGAGAAAUUGACCGAUGCAGCUGGUUACUUUGACGUAUCCGUACCACUGAGUAUGAUACUAGGCUUUGCCGAAGAUUAUCGCAAGAUCGUCGUAAACGCUAAGCAUGAGUUGAUUUUGACGAGAGCAAAGAGCGAUGUCAAUGCCAUUGUGCAAACUGCUCCGGAAGAAUGCAAAGUUGUAAUUCAAAAAUUGGAAUGUUUGAUACCGUACGUAAAGGUUUCCGAUCGUCGAAAGAUAGAUCUAUUGAAAUUUAUCGAGAAGGAUGCACCCAUCCCUAUGAGCUUCCGCACCUGCGAACUGUACGAGUAUCCUCUACUCCCUACCACAUCUAAACACGUGCGGACCGUCAAGACGUCCACUCAACUUGAGAAACCUCGAUACGUUAUAUUAGGAUUCCAAACUGGCAAAAAGAAUAAUAAAAAUAAGAAUGGCAGUCACUUUGACCAUUGCAAUGUUAGAGACGUUAAACUCUUCUUGAAUUCGCAAUGCUACCCCUAUGGAAAUCUAAACCUUGACAUUGAUCGAAAUCAGUUUGCUCUGCUGUACGAGAUGUAUGUAAACUUUCAAGCUACUUAUUACGGCAAAGAGCCUGAGCCCAUCCUGAGAAAGAGUGAUUUCCUCGUCUAUGGUUCACUAAUUGUCAUCGAUUGCUCUAAGCAAAAUGAGUCGCUCAAAUUUGGACCAGUCGACGUUCGUCUUGAAUUCGAGGCUGACCAAAAUUUCCCCACCGAAACAUCAGCGUUCUGUUUAAUUCUGCAUGAUUGA
Messenger RNA from Cephus cinctus (wheat stem sawfly), 834 nucleotides. RefSeq lists its product as uncharacterized. The record is from RefSeq and is a predicted model, not a curated record. The transcript has a single exon. Lineage: Eukaryota; Metazoa; Arthropoda; Insecta; Hymenoptera; Cephidae. Bases 1 to 834 code for a protein of 277 amino acids.